This is a messenger RNA of Plasmodium vinckei vinckei, 2322 nucleotides long. Its product is annotated as conserved Plasmodium protein, unknown function. Lineage: Eukaryota; Apicomplexa; Aconoidasida; Haemosporida; Plasmodiidae. Bases 1 to 2322 code for a protein of 773 amino acids. The record is from RefSeq and is a predicted model, not a curated record. The transcript has 3 exons.
AUGAUGGGAGACAGUAUUAAAAAAGAUUGCGCAGGCUUUAUAAUUAAUGAAGAGGAUGAGUUUUCAAAUAUAUUUAAUUAUAAGAAUGUAAAAUGUUUUAAAUUCCCUAACUACAUCUAUAUUGGCCAAAUUAAAGAAUCAAAUGAAACAGAAGGAACAGAAGAUAAAAAAAAUGAGACAAGUGGCAAUAAGAAAAAAGCAAAGGAAGAGUUAGGAAAUAAAGAAAAAAUAGAAAAGACUAAAAAAAAUGUGAAAAAAAAAAAAGUGGAAAAUAUUAUAAAAGAAGGCUAUGGUAUGCUAUUAAGUUUAAAAAAAAAUUCUUUCGGUGAAGAAAUAAUAGUAAACAAGUUUAUUGGAAACUGGAAAAAUGAUAAAAAAAGUGGGUUAGGAUUAAAUAUAUAUUUAAAUAAAAAUAUAUAUUAUGGAUAUUAUAUAAAUGAUAUGAAAAAUGGUUAUGGGAAUUUUAUUUGGAAUGAUAGUAAAUCAACUUAUGAGGGGAAUUGGACUAAUAAUUAUAUGCAGGGUAAUGGAAAAUAUAAAAAUAAAAAUUAUAUAUUUGACGGAAAUUUUCAUAUGAAUAAGUUUGUUAAUUUUAAUGGGGAAUGGAUAGAUAUAAUUGAAAUUGAAAAAAAUUAUUCUAAAAACAAUAGAGUUAAUAAAGAAAUAAUUUUAAAUAAUAAUAUCGAUUUGAUUAUAUUGUCUUUUGAUUUUUUAAAAGUUAAUCUCAAAAAAAUUGCUACUACAAUUAAGUAUAAAUAUAAUAAAAUACCUUUUAUUAUACGUUCUAAAAAUUUUGUGGACAAACAUAAGCAAAAUAUUGAUUUGUCUAAACUUAUUUUUUUAAGUUAUUACUUAAAUACAUUAGAAGUAGAAAACUAUUUGAACGAUGCCCAAUUAACCUUUGACAGUUUAGGAAAGGGUAUUUUAAAAGAUCAAAAUAUAAAUUUCGACCAAGAUCAUAAUAAUUAUAAUGUAUCGAAUUUUGAUGAAACGGAAUCUGAAUCGAUUAUCAAAAGUGAGAUUUCUUGUUCUCAUACAUCUGACCAAUGUAGUGAAUCAAAUGAUUCUAAUAGCACUGGAAAAAAUAGUUCUAACGAUAGAAGUAGCGAAUUAGAAGAUUCCAUCACUUUCUCUAAUAGUGAUGAUUCUACAGCUUCUUAUGGAUCUAGAAUGUCUAUAUUUUCCAACAUUCCCGAAAUAUAUAGCAAAGAAAAUAGUUUAAAUUCAAUAAAGGAUGAUAAUGAAAAUAUAAGCAAUCCAAAUGAAUGCACAUUAAAUAACUUGAUUGAAAACAAAACUGGAAGUAUAGAAAGUGAUGGUAGUGAAUUGAAAGAAUAUAUAAAAAAUCGAAAUUUAUCGAAGAUAGAGAUGGACAAAAAAGCAAAAGAUACAUUCUCAAAAAGUGGUAGUAUAAGAGAAAGUAACAUAAACAAUAAUGAAAAUGAUAAUAAUUUAAAUGAAUCAAAUUAUGACUCUAAAAAUAGAGAAUCCUACGAUCUUAAAAUGAACAAUGAUACCACUUAUGUUAACAUUGAAGAAAAAAGAAAAAAUGAAAUAAAUAAAUUAAUCAGCAAAUAUGUCAAUAUUUAUAAUAAUUGUGAAAGUGAUUCAAGUGAGUAUAGCAUAUUAUCCAGUGGAAAAGAAACAACCAAAAGUUGCAAAAACGAUACUAAUAAUGAGAAUACAACUGAACAAAUAAAAAGUGAAGAAAACGAAAAUAAAAAUGAAAAAGACAAGGAAGAAACUCCGAAUGAAAUAAUCAAUAUAAAUAAUAAAGGAAAUAAUUAUGAUAAUAUGAAUAAAAUCGUUAAAAAUGAUAUUUUAAAAAUAUAUAUAAGUAUUAAGUUUUUAAAAAAAUUAAGAAAAUGUAAUUUGUCUUGUACUUAUAAUAUUAAUAAAAAAAUUAAAAACUCAUUGAUUUUGAAUUAUCCAUUUAUUUUUAAUCUAAAUUAUGGGAAAAAUAAAAAUGAAAUAACAUUAGAUCACCUUUUUAUAAAAAAUGUUACCAUACCCAAGUUUUGGAACUUAAGUAACUAUUUUGGAGAUUCUGUGGAUAAAAUUCCUAAAGACAUUUUCACGCCUUUGUAUUUUGAUUUCAAUAAUGAAAACAAAAACAUUUUUAAUUUUUCUCAAAUUAAUAAAAAUGAUAAGACAAAUUUAGAGAACGACUGUGGAGAAACACCUUUUAAUCUGAAUUUUUUUAUGGUUACAGACUUAUUAGUAGAUGAGACAAACGAUAUAAAUUAUUUAAAAUCAUUACUUAUAGAUAAAUUUAAAGACUAUUUAUAUGUAAACAAUUUAUUUUUUAUCAUAAUUGAGUGA